Molecule: messenger RNA, 2969 nt
Organism: Chara braunii
Lineage: Eukaryota; Viridiplantae; Streptophyta; Charophyceae; Charales; Characeae
Source: the annotation of a GenBank genome assembly
CCGCACUAUCAAAGUUGGCUAUCCAGUCGAGUCGAUGGUGAUUCCAAGAUUGGGGCAACUACAACAGGAGGCUGAAGAGGAGGAGAAUGAUGGGGCAAGACUCUCAAAGCUAUUUGCUUUCGUGUCUGUUUGGAGGGACAGGAAUGGCUGGGUUGAGCUUGUGGCCAAAAAAAAGGAACGCGGAGAAGGCAGCCAAGAAGAGGCUAUUACUAAGGGGCGUUUCUUUGGGAGCAUUUAUCCUGUAGACCUCAUUUCUGGAAAAGUCCUGCUCCACAUGGAAAAGGUGUUCCGUCCAAACAAGAUGGUCGUUAGCGGAGCUGGUGGAAUGUUUGCGACUUUUGAUCGGUGCCUGGUAUACGUUUGGCUAUCGUCGUGUGCGAAUGGAGGUGGCCCUCCGUACACAUGUGUCCGGCUUCAUCACCUGGGAAAGAAUCUGUCCACACUAGCAAUCGACCAGAUGGAGACGAGAGUUGCAGCGGGUGCAGAGGAUGGUGAAAUUCGUAUUUGGCAUAAUGUUGGGCGUGCCACGUUCGGCAUUGAUCGACCAGACCUGAAGAUUCCCUCUUUCGAUAUGGGUAACCCCAAAGCUGGGACCUUCAACGAGAACGACGAUGCACAGGCAUGCACACGUCUGCACUGGCAUGCUGACGAAGUUAGUUCCAUUCUGUUCAGCGAAGAUGGCUCCUACCUAUUCUCCGGAGGCAGGGAGGCAGUGCUCGUCAUCUGGCAGCUGGAUACAGGCGUGCAGUCAUUUUUAUCAAGGCUUGGAGGGCCAAUCAUUGGGGUAGCGGCAUCAUCAGAUCCGAAUAUGUUGGGGGUUCUUCUUGCGAAUAAUGCUGUCCGACUUGUCAAUGUCCUUGCAAUGUCCGUGAUACGGACCAUCCGGGGGAUAGCGCCACGCGUAAAAAGCAUUGGUGUGAAGAAUAGGAUUGAUGCGGCUAUAGACCCAAAGCAUGGUCUUCUUGCCCUUCCUACAUACAAUUCUUUCCUACAGUUCUAUGACAUGGCCAUGCGUAAACACAUAAGGUCACUCCAAAUCGAGAGGCGGAAUUAUGUGUCACUUGGCAGUGACAAGAGGCAGGAUGUUGAAUCCACGGUAUCGAUAAGUCAUGUUGUCUUCAGCCCUGAUGCUUCAGUGAUGGUGACAGUGGAUGUAAGGGUUGCUGAAGACGGUAUGGGUGGUGCAUUUUGCUUGAAGUUUUGGCAGUCAACGUCAGAUCAGAAUGAUGGAUAUGAGCUAAAUACUAGGGUUGACGACCCCCACAGCGCGGAGAUAACUGCACUGUUGUAUCAUCCGUCGCGCAACAUUGCAGUUACAGCCUCCAUGGAUGGCAUGUUCAAGGUAUGGUCACAGAAGGUGGGAGCAAGGACAAAGAGCAGGAUCAUUCCAGCAACUUGCUGGGUUGGCCAUGCUGUUGGAGGCUUCAGGAAUGAGCCCCUAACAGCCGGGGCAAUAUCACAUGAGGGAUCACUUCUGGCGGUUUCUGCUUCAAGUGCGAUUACUCUCUGGAAUAUGGAAGCCCAUACCAUGCUCUGUGCUUUGCCAUUGUUCCCAAUGAAAUCAGUCGUCACAAGGUUGACCUUCAUUCAUGACACACCAUUUUUGGUUUCAGGAACGGAUGAUGCAGGGUUGCCUGCUCUUUGUGUAUGGAACAUGCUCACUCUUGCGAUCAGCUGGUCCUACCGCGUGAGGAUUGAAGCUCUUGCAGCCGAUGCUCGGUCAGGACAUUUUGCCGUUAUCUGCUUGAAAAAGGGUGCGAAGCAGGAGCUGUUGGCCGAGGACGAAGAGAGCUCUGCAGGAUAUGUCAUUGUUUUCCAUGCUGAGAAUCCCGAGCCUUUGGCAGCUUGGAGCAUUUCACAGGCAAGAAAUGCGACAUUGCUCUUUACUUCAACGGAGCUUCUGUCAAAAGAUGUUAUGCGCACAAGCAGCGAUAGCCUCCUGGUUGUUGUGACGAGCAGCCGGCAUUAUGUUGUCGUUGAUCCAUUCAGUGAGGCUGAUGAGAAACUUGCACUCGAAGGUGAAGAUGCAGGAGUAGACGAACAGAGUGGAAGGAAAGCACUUGCAGAAGUGAAUGCAGGUGGAGUAUCUGCCUACGAAGCGCUCUAUGGGAAAGUUCCUUUAACGAAAGAGAAAACUGCAUCUCUGGGCAAUAGUGAGAAUGUUGGGAUGCCAGAUGUCACACGCUCAUGGGGUAGCCUUCUAUCAGGCCCAUCCUACGCUCUUCCCUCACUUGUGCGAAUCUGCCCUUCAUUCAUGGAGGCAAUGUUAGAGAAGCGCAGCGCUUGAUUCUUGACUUUUUUGUUUGUUUGUUUGUUUGUUUGUUUGUUAAGACCCCAGCUCGUCUCCUGGCCCAUACCAUUUUUUACGAGACUAGUGGAUCUUAGGUUUUCUGUUGUCAUCUUGGUUGUCUUUUCUGUUCUCUUUUUGCGGUUCGCCCCUUGAAAAGAAUGCCAGGCGAUAUCCGGCCUGUCUUUUCUGCAGAGUUUGUCUGCAGUCGAGUAUGUAGUCUUUCCUCUUUUGCGGCGUCGAUGUCGAUGCAGAGUGUUCUGCGUAGAAAUGUCUGAAUGUAUGCUGAGUUUGUUGUGCGAGAGAGCAGAGCGAUCGAGUAGUAGAUUUGUGUCUAUCGCACGUCGUUGUCCACUGAAAAGGCGUGUUGUCAGUGAGGUUUUCUUCAUAGCUCAGGCCUCCUUCACGGUAUGGUUAAGUUUUCUUCUUUUGUUCCAAAAAAAAAAAAAAAAAAAAAGAUUUCUUCCAAGUUAGGUGUCAGGUAGACAUCGAUUGAAUAGCUCUGGCUUCCUUCGUGGUUAAGUUUUCUUCUGAGAUUGAUCGAAUAGCUCUGGCUUCCUUCGUGGUUAAGUUUUCUUCUGAGUUACGUGUUAGGUAGACUUGGAUUUAUUGAGGGCAUGGUUAUGCCACGGCAUUUUGACAGAAUCUGGCCAUAUUUUAGGGCGUUUGCACCCAUGAAAUC